This is a messenger RNA of Pyricularia pennisetigena, 315 nucleotides long. RefSeq lists its product as uncharacterized. The transcript has 3 exons. Gene Ontology annotation, cellular component: membrane. The record is from RefSeq and is a predicted model, not a curated record. NCBI's taxonomy places the organism in Eukaryota, Fungi, Ascomycota, Sordariomycetes, Magnaporthales, Pyriculariaceae. The coding region runs from base 1 to 315 and encodes 104 amino acids.
AUGGGUCUCGAGCUCACAGCAUAUGGCCUCUCUGGCCUCACUGCAGCUGGCGGCAUCGCCGGCUACGCGCGCACAGGAUCACUCCCGUCUGUAAUCGCCGGAUGCUCGGUCGGGUUCCUAUACGCCCUCGGUGGUUACAGGAUUCAGAACAACCAGCCCUACGGCGUCGAGCUGUGCCUUCUUGCCUCAGUCAUUCUCGGAGGCGCUUCCAUCCCCCGGGCCAUUCGCCUGCAGAAGCCUGUGCCCAUUGCUCUCAGUUUGCUCUCGACGUUUGGUGCGCUCACUUUCGGGAAUGCCGCUCGUCGGGGUGCAUAG